Messenger RNA from Panicum hallii, 2611 nucleotides. RefSeq names its product zinc finger CCCH domain-containing protein 16. Gene Ontology annotation, biological process: mRNA splicing, via spliceosome. Lineage: Eukaryota; Viridiplantae; Streptophyta; Magnoliopsida; Poales; Poaceae. Gene Ontology annotation, molecular function: metal ion binding; pre-mRNA 3'-splice site binding. Gene Ontology annotation, cellular component: spliceosomal complex; U2AF complex. The record is from RefSeq and is a predicted model, not a curated record. The transcript has 9 exons. The coding region runs from base 142 to 2409 and encodes 755 amino acids.
CCCACCAGUAUGCGAGCCCCCACGAAGGUGAGCCCACGGCCGCGCUGCCGGCUGCCCCUUCCGCCGCCGUCGUCCAAACCACCGCGACGGCGAUCGCACGAGCGGUGAUAGCGAAUCGAGAAGCUUCCCUUCCCGGCGGCCAUGUCGGCCUCGGCUACGGGUGCUGGUAGCGACGCCGCUGGUCCAGCGGAGGCGGGGGCGAGCAGGAGGGAGAAGCGGCGUGAGCGGAAGAAGGAGCGCCGCCGGAGGGCGCGGAGGGAGGCGGCGGCGCGGGCACGGGCGUCGGCGGAGGCGGAUGCGCUCGAGGUCGAUCCCGAGGAGGAGCGCCGCCUCCUCGAGCAAGAGGAGGCCGAGGCGGCUGCGGAGUCCGAGCGCGCGCGGCGCGCCUUCGAGGACGCCGAGCGCCGGUGGCUCGAGGCCGCCGCGGCGCGCGCUGCGGAGAAGGCGGCCGCCGCUGCUGCCGCGGCAGAGGAGGCCAGGGCUGCGGAGGCUUCCACUCGAGAGAAGUCUAAGGAUGAUCAUGGAAACGAGUCAGAAGAAGAUGGUGAAUGGGAAUAUAUUGAAGAUGGACCAGCCGAGAUCAUAUGGCAAGGAAAUGAGAUAAUUGUGAAGAAGAAAAAGGUUAAAGUACCAAAAGGGGUCAAGGAAAAGCCGCCAAUUCAAGAGGAAGAUAGACCUACAUCAAAUCCAUUCCCGCCACAAUCUGUAGCUUUUGCUGCACAGAGGACAGAACCUUCCAUGUCUGCUCAAGAAGUACUUGAGAAAGUUGCUCAAGAGACUCCAAAUUUUGGAACAGAACAGGAUAAGGCCCAUUGUCCAUUUCACCUCAAGACAGGGGCUUGUCGCUUUGGAGUGCGCUGCAGCAGGGUUCAUUUUUAUCCUGAUAAGUCAAGCACAUUGCUAAUGAAAAACAUGUAUAACGGCCCAGGCCUCGCUUUGGACCAAGAUGAAGGGCUUGAGUUCACAGAUGAAGAAAUUGAACAGAGUUAUGAGGAAUUUUAUGAAGACGUACAUACUGAAUUUCUGAAAUUUGGUGAACUUGCCAACUUCAAGGUAUGUAGGAAUGGAUCUUUCCAUCUUCGAGGAAAUGUUUAUGUGCAUUAUAAAUCAUUGGAUUCAGCUCUUCUUGCCUAUAGCAGCAUGAAUGGGCGCUAUUUUGCUGGAAAGCAGAUAACAUGUGAAUUUGUUGCUGUCACAAGAUGGAAAGCUGCCAUAUGUGGUGAAUACAUGAGGUCAAGAUACAAGACAUGUUCACAUGGAGCUGCUUGUAAUUUUAUUCACUGCUUUCGCAAUCCUGGAGGAGAUUACGAGUGGGCUGAUUGGGAUAAUCCUCCCCCUAGAUACUGGAUUAGGAAAAUGUCUGCUCUUUUUGGUCCUGCGGCUGAUACUAUGCAUGACAAGCGAAGUGAUACCCCAGAUUUUGAAAGGCCACAACGUUCAGACAGGAAAAGACUGAAAAAUUCCAGUGACAGGUAUGUUUCAAGAAGAUCCAUGGAUGAAGAUGCACAUCCACAUUCUUCCCGAGAUUAUUCACGUCCUAAACAAGAACAUGGUAGCCGCAGCAUGAAUUAUGAGUACAGUCAGCAUAGAAGAGGUUCUUCAGCAUCAGAUAGGCACCAAGGGCAGGAUACUGUAGAUACUAAUGGCAGACAGUUCUCAACCAUGGAAAAUGAAAGUCAUCCGCGCAAGCACAAACAUGUGGAAAGGCACAGAAGUGAUCAUGGUGAUGGAGGAAAAUAUGACGACAGGAUUAGGUCUAGGAAGCACCGAUCUGAUAGGCGUGAGCCUGGUUCUUCUGAUUGGCCUUCAGACUUAACUGAUACAGAUGUCAGCAAGGGCCCUUCAGGCGGCAAGUACAGUAGCAGGUAUGAUGAUCACGAAAAGAACAGGAGGAAAUCCUCGGAGGAUCAGAGCCUCGAAGGAUGCUGUACAGCGCACAAAUCAUCAGGGAAGGAACACAGGAGCAGAAGGGGCUCGAAACAUGGUACAGAAAAUGAUUAUUUUGACAAGAAAGAUGGUGGAAGAGGUAAAUCUAGAAAACACAGGGAUGGCAACAAAUACUCUGAUGACAGGUGGGUUGCUACAUAUAGCGAUGCUGAUUCAGAUGUUGAAAGAUAUCAGAGGUCAAGCAGUGGAGGCACUAAGUUUGGUAGGAAGGAUGAUGCUCAUUCAGAUGCAGAAGUUCGCCAUCAAAGAUCAAGUAGAAGAAGAAAGGAUGAUAAGAGAAGAAGGAAGACUCACAGUGGAAACAAGCAGCUCAGCACUACUGAAGAGGAUACCACAGAUUCUGACGCUAGAGAUUUGAGCUCUGAUUCAUGGAGUUGUAGAUCGAGAAGCAGUGAGGAGAAUUUUGCAACGCACAGAUCAAAGAGGAAGCGAAGUCGGAGUAAGGAGAAGUCGAGUAGCUAGUACACAUGUGCUCGUUUAGAGAGCACGGAUAACCCUGUUUUUUUAAAAGACUCGUUUAACCCUGCUCUGUUAUGGCCUCUAUAUCACUUGUUAGAAAUACAUGUGCAUCUACGGAAGUAUGUACUUUGCAUCUUGAUACGCAACAAUGUACAUUUGCCGUUGCGUUUAUUAGCUUUGUUCCGAAGUCCAGAUCCAUUCUUUC